UUUAUGAAUAAUAUUAAAAUUUGAAAAUUAAAUUAGCAAUGUCAGCAUUGUCUUUACUCAACACUGCGCAGACAUGGGACAUUAAGCAACACUUUUGCAGCAUUCAACAUGCGCAAAAGAGGAAGCAGGCACAGCAGAGCGCAUAUGUGGAAGCGAGAGAGCGUUAUUCAGCCAGCGCUGACUACAACGUCGCGACGCUGUCGACGUCCAUUUAUUUGACGUCGAGUCGUCGCUGCGGCUGGCUGUGUUAAAAUAUACAUACUAGACAAGUAGACUGCGCUGCCUGCUGCAUUCUUGGAACAAAAAUUUCACUGUUGGCAGCGACUGAGGAAUAAAAUUGAACGUCGACGUCGCGACGUUUCUUCCUCGAAGAAGACCAAAUCAAAAUAAAAACAAAUAAACUAUAAAGGGUGCGUGCGCGCCAAUUAUUUAACAACAAUUAGCAAACGAAAGAAACAAAUGCACACGCUUAGUGCAGCCAUCGAGAUGGACAAACUGGAUGCCAACCUGGAGCAGCAGUUUGAUCUCAAUCUAAUUGAGGCGGUCAAAAUGAAUCCCGUCAUCUACGAUCGCUCACAUUACAACUACAAGCACUUUGUGCGCAAGGCGCAGACCUGGAAGCAAAUUGCCGAAACUCUCGGCGUAAGUGAACAAAAAUGUACAAAGCGAUGGAAGAGUUUGCGAGAUAAAUUUGCGCGCGAAAUGAAAUUGUGCCAAGAAUCGCGCUGGCGUUACUUUAAACAGAUGCAGUUCCUGGUCGACUCGAUCCGGCAAUAUCGCGAAUCGCUGCUCGGCAAGUGCGCCAAUGGCAGUCAGAAUGCCAGCCAAGUGGCCGAUCCCACGCAACAACAACAGGCCCAACAACAGACCGUCGUCGACAUCUUUGCGCAACCUUUCAAUGGAAGUGCCACAACAUCUGCCCAGGCGCUGACACAUCCGCAUGAAAUAACCGUUACUGGGGAUGCACAGCUGGCCACAGCGGUAGGCAAGGACCAGAAGCCAUAUUUCUAUGAGCCACCAUUGAAGCGCGAACGAAGCGAGGAGGAGCACAGUGAUAACAUGCUGAACACUAUCAAGAUAUUCCAGAAUAAUGUGUCGCAGGCGGUCAGCGCCGAGGAUCAAUCGUUUGGCAUGGUUGUCACCGAUAUGCUCAACACGCUGGGCGUGCGGCAAAAGGCCGAGGCAAAGGUGCACAUCAUCAAGUAUCUGACGGAUAUGCAACUGCUGGCGCAACAUAACAAAUACUAACUGCUGCAAUUGGACAAUGUCCUCGAGGCACGAUGGUUGCUCUAAAUCAGCUACACACAACAACAACAACAAUACAGAAAGAAAAUGCAAAAAAUCAAUGAACACAUGAAGAUCGAUCCCAAGAACAGGAACCGCCGCCUGUUGCCCCCGAAACAAAUACACGUUUCGUCUUUUAGCAAGUUAAGUCUUAAAAGUCAAACUAAAGUUUAAAAAUUAGUUAUAAAAGAAAGAAAGAAAAAAAAGGAAAAGAAAUGAAAACACUUCACUUCACAUACAUUACAUCUUAUUAAUGAAUUACGAGUUACAAUUACGCUAGCACUAAUCAAAUAUAUAUGUAUAUACAUAUACUAAAUGGAAUAUAUAUAUUCUUUGAUUUGGCCGUAGUUGAUAUCUCAAUUCAAUUCUCUCACCCCAGUUUACAAAAUUGUACAAACGAAAAAAAAAAAAAUUAAAAAAUGAAAUGAAAACUGGAUAUAGAUAUAGACGAUUGGAUUUGUAUGUAGUUUUUGGAGACAAUUCAAUAGUUUUUCCUCUAUCAUCAUUUAUAAUAUUGUGUAAUACAGCAAAUUGUAUAUUUUUGACUACGAUUUAGUUUAAACAUGCCAUCGGGUUUAGUUUUGUAAUUAAGUAAGUAAAAUUGUAGACACAGAAAACAAAACGAAAAACAAACAAAAAAAAAACGUUAUUAUAAUUUUUUAAGUUCUGUUGUAAUAUGCUGAAAACGCUUGAAAUUUAUAUUUAAAAGGCUUUAAUUAAGUUGUGAACCUUUUAAACACAUAUACAUAUACAUACAUAUUGAUAACAACCGAAAAACGCAUAUUACACUAUUAAUUGAAUAAUAUAUAUCUCCAUAAUUAUAAUUUCUGAAUCAACACCGAACAUUUUUCAAUAUAAAGUCAGUAAGCACAUUUGUGUACAUUUUCACAACAAUAUUCAAACAAAAACUGAAAUUGUUCAACAUUUCGAUUUACAUAAACGUUUUGAUGUACAAGAAAACAUUAAUUGUGCAAUUAUUUGCAAUAAAAAGUUUACAAAGCAAAAAUACAAAAUAUAAA
Messenger RNA from Drosophila albomicans, 2303 nucleotides. It is a transcript of the gene Adf1, whose product is annotated as transcription factor Adf-1. The coding region runs from base 460 to 1248 and encodes 262 amino acids. Gene Ontology annotation, biological process: regulation of transcription by RNA polymerase II. Gene Ontology annotation, molecular function: DNA binding. Gene Ontology annotation, cellular component: nucleus; transcription regulator complex. NCBI's taxonomy places the organism in Eukaryota, Metazoa, Arthropoda, Insecta, Diptera, Drosophilidae. The transcript has 4 exons. The record is from RefSeq and is a predicted model, not a curated record.